AUGUCAAGGAACCAGCUCAUAGCUAAAUAUGCCAAGGAAAGUAACUGCACACCGCCAUCUACAGUGCAGGCUGGGGAUAUUGCAGGAGCUGGGAGGCAGGAGAGCGGGUGUUCACAACCAAAAAUGCCCCAGGUUCUCCUUUUCUGGCAGCAGCGUCUGUUGGUGCAGGGCAUGCGUUGCAGAAGGGCCGUUAUGACACAGAAUGUGCAUGACUGUCGGGUGAGGAGUGAGAAUGAACACAGAGUUUGGAGAGUAAUUAUUUCUCUGAACGGUGUUUGGAGUAUUAAGGACAUAUUUGAGAAUGGCCAGGUGAAACGAUGCAGGAGGGCAGGAGGGGCGCACAUCCCAUUUCUGGUGGGAGAGCUCCCGCAGGGACAGCAGGCUGCAGGCAUCACAGCAGCCCAGUUUGCGCAGUGUGUUGCGAGAGCACUGUGUCGGGUCCCGGCUGCUGGUGGAAGUGGCUAUUUCAGACACCAGCACUCUCUUCCUCCCCGCUCCUGCCCUGUCUUUGGCUCUCUGCAGGUACCUCUUGCCUCACCUCGCCUCCCUGCCAGCAGCUGCUACUGCCCACCGUUUGCCUUUUCUAGGAGCCGAGUUGGGAUGGUCUACAUUGACUGCAGAAGGGAGUCUUGGACCACCCCCAAGUCCAAAUUGUCCAUACAACAAGGCUAUGUGCUGGUUUUGGCUGGGAUAGAGUUAGCUUUCUUCAUGGUACCUGAGAGUCGAAUGAUUCUGGAUGCCUUUGCCCAACAAUGCAGCCGGGUUCUAAGUCUCUUAAAUUGUGGUGGAAAACUACUGGACAACAAUCACUCUCAGUCCAUGAUUUCCUGUAUAAAGCAGGAAAACCCAAAUUAUAGUGAAAGACAAGAGCAAUGUCAGCUUGGGAAAAUGGUCCAUAGUCAGACAUCAGACAUUUUAGACAUAGAGAUGCAGUAUAUGCAAAAGAAACAACAAACCUCAGCCUUUCUGAGAGUUUUUACCGAUUCCCUUCAGAACUAUUUGCUUUCUGGGAGCUUCCCUUCUCAGAACACCUCAUCAGUAAAUGAUUUUAGCCAUUUGGCAGAUGUGGAUCCACUUUCAACUUCUCCAGUACAUACUUUAGGUGGAUGGACAUCUCCAGCAACAUCUGAAUCUCAUGGUCACCCAUCGUCUUCUACACUUCCAGAGGAGGAAGAGGAGGAAGAGGAAGAAGGUUACUGCCCUCGGUGUCAAGAGCUAGAGCAGGAGGUAAUUUCAUUGCAACAAGAAAACGAGGAACUUCGUAGAAAAUUGGAGAGCAUUCCAGUGCCCUGCCAGACUGUUUUAGAUUAUUUGAAGACUGUUCUUCAGCAUCACAACCAGCUUAUGGUACCACAGCCAACAGACCAUCCGACUGAGGGGAGCAAGCAGUUGCUGAACAACUACCCUGUCUACAUCACUAGUAAACAGUGGGAUGAGGCUGUAAAUUCUUCCAAGAAAGAUGGACGACGGCUCCUUCGCUAUCUCAUCAGAUUUGUUUUCACAACCGAUGAGCUUAAGUACUCAUGCGGCCUUGGAAAAAGGAAAAGGUCAGUGCAGUCAGGAGAGACAGGUCCUGAAAGACGUCCUCUGGAUCCAGUAAAAGUAACAUGUCUCAGAGAGUUCAUUAGGAUGCAUUGUACUUCCAACCCAGACUGGUGGAUGCCAUCCGAAGAGCAAAUAAACAAGGUAUUCAGCGACGCAGUAGGACAUGCUCGGCAAGGGCGUGCGGUGGGGACUUUCCUUCACAACGGGAACUCGUAUUACGAAGGGACUGACCAUCCAGGAUCACAGGAUGAAGUCUUCAAUAGAGGUAUGCAGGACGGAUCUGGCGAUUGAUGGCAGUGAGAAGAACCUCAUAAAACAGUAGCAGCCACUUAAUUUAGGAGAGACUGUUUGUUAAACAUACUUACCCUGCUGUCAUUUAAGAGUCCAAAGCAUGUUUGAACACAUACUGCAUACAUUUCAGCUUCUCCAUCCUACCAUGUCCCAGUUAACAAAAAGAAAUCCAUUUCCAGACCUGCUCUAUGGGACUUCUCAGUGCCUAUUAUUUGCAAAUCCUUCAUAGCACCCUCAAAGGGAAAUUGCAGUUCAUUUCAUCUAGUUCUAGAGGAAAGGUCAUUUAAAAACUAUAAAAAUGUCAGAAGAAACAGCAGCUACUCUCUCCUCUGCCUAGUGAUAACAAGCCUAGGUCUGGACCCAAAACAGCUGGGUACUAUUUGCUCUCCCUGAGUGGGAGAUGUAAGAACAAGUCUGCACACUUAUAACAAAAAAAGAAGUGGUCUCCCAUUUCCAAACAGAAAAUAACAUAAUUAUAAAUGCUACCUUAAAAUA
Nipponia nippon (crested ibis) is the source of this 2331-nucleotide messenger RNA. The record is from RefSeq and is a predicted model, not a curated record. Lineage: Eukaryota; Metazoa; Chordata; Aves; Pelecaniformes; Threskiornithidae.